Lindgomyces ingoldianus is the source of this 1150-nucleotide messenger RNA. RefSeq names its product NAD(P)-binding protein. The transcript has 3 exons. Bases 1 to 957 code for a protein of 318 amino acids. Gene Ontology annotation, molecular function: oxidoreductase activity. The record is from RefSeq and is a predicted model, not a curated record. NCBI's taxonomy places the organism in Eukaryota, Fungi, Ascomycota, Dothideomycetes, Pleosporales, Lindgomycetaceae.
AUGCCUCCGCUCCCUCGCUACUCAUUUACCGGUCCCGUCGACCACACCAUUCUCCCUGACUGCACCAAGUUGAAAGGGAAAUCAGUUGUAAUAACAGGUGGCGCAAAUGGUAUGGGCGAAUAUUGUGUCCGGACUUUCGCCGCAGAAGGUGCUUUUGUGACCUUUGGAGACGUGAAUCCACGCGGCCACGAAAUCGCAAAGGAGCUCAACGCCAAACACGGGCGGGAAUGUACUGCCUUCAUCAAGGUGGACAUUCAGGAUUGGGGUCAGCAAAAUGCGAUGUUCGAGCUUGCAAAGCAGAAAACUGGAUUCGUGGACGUGGUCAUUGCGAAUGCGGGGAUUAGUCGCAGUUCAGGUGAUAGUUUAUGGAAUUUAGAUGACCCAAACGGAGACCCUACGAAGCCGGAACUAAGAAUUGUAGAUGUGAAUCUACGUGGUAAUUUCUACACGUGGAAGAUUGCCGUGCAUUACUUUAGGAAACAGUCGGACACAGAUGAUCGAGAUCGAUGUUUUAUUAUCACCGGAAGUAUGGUGGCGUGGAUCGAUUCACCGGGAAAUUGGGAAUAUACAGCGACGAAGUACGGACUUCAUGGCUUUAUGAGAACGGCUAGACGAUCGAGUUGGGAACAGGGUAUCCGCAUCAAUUACGUCGCUCCAUGUUGGAUCAAAAGCGCGAUAAGAACGGCAGAAUACGAGAAAUGGCUUGUAGAUCGAGGCAUUGAAUUUGGAGAGCAGAAAGAUGUAGCCUCCUGCAUGAUGAGGCUAGCUUGCGAUCAAACUAUUAAUGGCCACUCUCUCAUGAUCGUCCCACGAUCAGUUGCAAAGGAGGGGUACAUGGACGUGGGCAAAGACGACUAUGUAGAAGAAGGAUACUUUAAGAAAACGCAAGAGACUCAGCUGGUCAUUAUCGAGGAUAAGUGGCUGGACGACUACAAAGUGAGAAUAUAUAAAGAGUAGCAGUGAGAUAGCUGCUAAUAUCAGCACAGCCACAAGGACGAAGUCCCAAAAGAACAGAAUUUAGAUAAAUGAAACGCUCAAAGCAUCGCAGUGUAUUGGGAAUCCACAUCUGUUCCAGUUAGAAGCUAUAGACAUCCAUUGCAGAGUUUUGGUCCAGGGAAAGUUGUGUGACCAUCCCAGACCAACGAAUCCA